Molecule: messenger RNA, 1299 nt
Organism: Pelmatolapia mariae (spotted tilapia)
Lineage: Eukaryota; Metazoa; Chordata; Actinopteri; Cichliformes; Cichlidae
Product: butyrophilin subfamily 2 member A2-like
Exons: 7
Coding region: 1-1299 (432 amino acids)
Biological process (GO): T cell receptor signaling pathway; regulation of cytokine production
Cellular component (GO): external side of plasma membrane
Molecular function (GO): signaling receptor binding
Source: RefSeq, a predicted model, not a curated record
AUGUAUCGUCGUCUUUUCGUUAUUGCCGGUCUGUUGUCGGCUUAUAUAGAUGGGUCCCCUGCUCAUGAUCCACCAGUGAAGAUUCUUGCCUUUGCUGGUGGAGAUGUUAUUCUACCGUGCAGUUUUAAUAUCUCUGACAACAAAGACUUUCCGACUGUUGAGUGGUCCAAGGAAGGCUUGAAGCCAAAUGUUGUCUUCUUGUACCGGGAUGGUUGUGAGACCUACGAGAUGAAGAAUCCAGCCUUCGAGUACAGGACAAGCCUGAUCAUGAAAGAGCUCAAAGAUGGAAACAUCUCAUUACGAAUCUCCAAUGUGCAGGUUUCUGAUACUGGAAAGUACCAAUGCCUUAUAUUGCCGAAAAAUGCCAUCAGGAAGGUUACAACAGUGGAGCUGGUUGUGGUGGCUGUUUCGGAGCCAAAGCUUUCGGUGAUUUCAGUGGAGGGCGGUGACAUAACUCUGCAUUGUGAAGCAAACUGCUGGCUGCCAGAGCCUCAGAUAACAUUUCUGGAUGACAAAGGAAAAAAGAUCUCUGAGGAAAAUCCAAAAAGAGAACAAGAUGCACGUGGAUGUUUCACUGUGACACAAAGAGCCACUCUGCAAAGAGCUACCAGCAGUGUCACCUGCAGAGUUCAUCAACCAGAGUUUAACCAGACAAGUGAAACAACGAUAGUCAUACCAGCUGGCUGUAUGAAAUCUGAUCUUCAAAUGGUUGCCAUCACAAUUGGAGGAACAGCUGUGUUUUUCUUAGCUGCAGCUGGACUGAUUACUCUUUUGUUUAAGACAUGUGGCAAUUUUGCUAUUGUAAAGCAGCCAGUGACUAGGAAGUCAUCGGAUCGAAGUAUAACAUGUGAAAGCGACUUCCUACUGACAACUGACAACUUGGUAAAUGGCUACACUGGGCAGAUGAAUGAGUUUCUUAUGGACGAUGAGACCAUAAAAAUACAGAACAACAAAGUUACUCACUACGACAGGGCAACAAUUGUUCGACGCUAUUCCACAACCACUCCAGGACCUGGUCACAUAUCUCAAAGAAACCACCGUAUGUUCAGCAGUCCAGAUAUUUUACAACUACAUUCACCAACAUACAACCCUUCUUCUGCUCUCAGUAGCCACCAGAUGAUCAACUCCAGUGUCUCGCCCCAUCGAAACACCCGCCUUCCUCAGCGUAGACACUCCUCAGUACUUCCACAUUUAGCAGAAUUUAAUAAGCAUCACAACCUCCUGAGAAAUUUACCUGAAGGAGAUGAACAGAAAAGUUUAUUAAGAAAUGAAAACAAAAGGAAACGUCAAUUGUACUAG